AGUGUUUUUCAAUCAAGUCUAAACUUUAAGAAUGUCAAACAUGACCUAUUAUCUCAUGGGCUUUUAAAUAGGCCUCCUGUGAUUUACUUUGCACUGACUGGGGGAAAACAAGCAGUUGACUGAGGGGCAACUAGUGGGUGUUAAGUCAAAACAUGUCAAAAUAAGUCCUCAAACUAUUGUAUUUGACUAUUUCUAUGACAUGAAACCAGAAAACAAGAGAUCAAAACAACCUCCAAGAUUCAACAAGACAUCAAAAACACUGCUAUUACCGAAAGUGACGUCUAUUGUGUUGAUAUCAACCUAUAUAUGUGGGAUCCCUUUGCUAUUUCACAAUCCAAGAUGGCGUCUGAUAGCGAUAUUUUAACAAAUGAUCUUGAGGAAGAACAAGAAGUUUCUGUUACUUUACCAAAGGUUCCUCUGUACAAGAGGGCAUUAAACUUCUUAUUCAAGAAUUAUCUUCCUAUAGGACUUAUAUUUCUAGUGUUUUUUGGCAUUUUAGUUCCAGCUCCGGGAGUUUUUCUCAGCAAGUAUCCUACUCAUUAUAUUUGCAUUGUUGGCCUUUUCCUACAUAGCGGGAUCAAGCUUCGCACUGGAGAGAUCAAAGAUGCCUUUCGUGCUUAUAAAGCCCUGCUUCUUCAGAUUAUUAUAAUAAUGUUCUUGACUCCUCUGAUUGGCGUUAAAUUGACUGAACUCUUACCCUUUGGAGGUCGUGUUGAGAAGGACUUUUCAAAUGGUCAAAAUGGAACGAUGAAUUCUACUCGAGAAAAAAUGAAUGAUUCUCAUGUAGAGAAAACUGUUCAUUCUGUUUUGGGGCCAGAGGCCUUUAGGACUGGAAUACAGAUGUACUUUAUAGUGCCUUGUACCAUAUCCGCAGGAGUAGUUCUGGUAGGACAAGCUGGAGGAAAUGCAGCAUUAGCUCUCAUGACGACAGUAAUCUGUAACCUUAUGGCUGUUUUUACUGUUCCACUGAUGAUAAAAUGGCUUAUGUCAUUCGAAGGGGUCAAAAUUGAUAUUGUACAGCUUUUAAUCAAGCUCAUUCUUACAGUGCUUGUACCUCUGUUGGUUGGGAAAGCUCUGAGGUUCAUCCCUCAUGUCCGAUAUUUUGUCAAGCAAAACACCAACAUCUUAAAAUGUAUCAGUGUAACUCUUCUGAUCAUGAUUCCAUGGAUGAAAGUCAGCCUAUCCAGCCACCACGGUGCCUUUAAAGACAUCAAUAUAGCUGGUGCAUUUGCCAUAUUGGCCUAUGGACUUGCCUUACAUCUAGGAUUUUUGAUCAUCAAUUAUGGGUGUUCUGUGUUAUUGAGGCUUGAGCAAGCAGAAACUAAAGCGUUUGUGAUUCUUUCAAGUCAGAAAUCUCUUAUUGUAGCUGUGACAGUGCUAUCGUUACUGCCAUUUGAUGGAGCAUUUCAAGGGCUUCUGACACUGCCGAUAGUCAUAAUACAUUUAGAAAUACUUGUUGUUGAUGCUUUUAUUGUAACGUACUGGCAUAACAGAACUGAGCAGAAUAUUGCACGCAAUAAAGAAGUUAGGACAAACAGAGAGGAACUUUCAAAGACCAAAAUUGUUAAUGAAAAUGGCAUUGCUAUACAUGUUUCAACUGUCUAGUUAAGAGGUACACGUCUAAUUUAAUAUUAGUAAGCUCUUGAAGUUAAGAAUUUCUGCUCAAACUCCUUGAAAACUCCUUCAAUUCAUACUUUUGCAAUUCAUACUUAAUUUAUACUGAAUAAUGGUCGGUAACUCCAUUGUUCUAUGUUGCUCAAAAGUUUUUGAUAACCAAUGUUAAUUUAAAAUUCAUGCUUUUCUAAAGCUCUUCAAAGUUAUAUAGGCCAUAAAAUGGUCACAAUGUAUA
Actinia tenebrosa (Australian red waratah sea anemone) is the source of this 1849-nucleotide messenger RNA. RefSeq lists its product as uncharacterized. NCBI's taxonomy places the organism in Eukaryota, Metazoa, Cnidaria, Anthozoa, Actiniaria, Actiniidae. The record is from RefSeq and is a predicted model, not a curated record.